Molecule: messenger RNA, 801 nt
Organism: Solanum pennellii
Lineage: Eukaryota; Viridiplantae; Streptophyta; Magnoliopsida; Solanales; Solanaceae
Exons: 1
Coding region: 84-572 (162 amino acids)
Source: RefSeq, a predicted model, not a curated record
AGUAUCACUAAAACAUCACUCCUCCUACCCCCAACAAAAAAUAAUAAAAAAGAUUAUAUUGCAUCGUCCCAUACAAAUACUAGAUGGGAUUGUGUUUUCUUAUCAGCCUUGUGAAAAUGUUGGUCUUUGUAUCUCCAUCAUGUCUUCUCCCAUCACAAAAACAACACCCCUACUACAAUCCCAAACCCAUCAAAAUCCAAUGUAUGUCUACCCAAACAACCCCCCCAAUCGAAAAAAUCGCCAUAGCCGGUGGACUAAUAUCCACACCAGUAAUUGGAUGGUCACUAUACACCUUAAAAACAACAGGCUGUGGGCUUCCACCAGGACCUGGUGGCUCCAUUGGAGCCAUUGAAGGUGUAAGUUACUUAGUCGUGGUGGGUAUUGUGGGUUGGUCAUUGUAUACCAAGUCCAAAACCGGGUCGGGUUUACCUAAUGGACCCUUUGGACUGUUGGGUGCCGUUGAAGGGUUCUCCUACUUGUCGUUGCUCGCCAUUUUGGUUGUCUUUGGGUUGCAGUUCUUAGAACAAGGUUCCAUUCCUGGGCCACUCCCUAAUGAUCAAUGCUUUGGCUAAGAUUUAAAGUGUAUGGGUUUAAGUUCUAAUCUUUGUAGCUAUGGUUUUUAAAAAUUAUGAGUUUGUAUUUAUGGUUUAUUGUAGUUCUCAUGAAUUUUUAUACAUAACAAUGAAACUAUUGAAUUUCGACCAUGGACUUAUGUAUCGUGAAGAAUAUAGUGCACAUAAACCUGUAUCUCUCUCUGCAAAAUUAGGUAUUAUUGAAUUGCUACAAUAUUAUCCUUGUUCA